Messenger RNA from Trifolium pratense (red clover), 1066 nucleotides. RefSeq names its product 40S ribosomal protein S6-like. The record is from RefSeq and is a predicted model, not a curated record. The coding region runs from base 130 to 876 and encodes 248 amino acids. Lineage: Eukaryota; Viridiplantae; Streptophyta; Magnoliopsida; Fabales; Fabaceae. Gene Ontology annotation, biological process: translation. The transcript is spliced from 6 exons. Gene Ontology annotation, cellular component: ribosome. Gene Ontology annotation, molecular function: structural constituent of ribosome.
AACAAGGCCCAAUUAAAUCACUACCUCACCCGGUUAUCCCUAUUCAAAAACCCUAAUUUCUGUAUUCUUUAAGCUCAGUGGCCGUAACGCGAGCGAAGACGAAGCUGAGAUCCAAAUCCACAUUUCACCAUGAAGUUUAACGUUGCAAAUCCUACCACUGGAUGCCAGAAGAAGCUGGAAAUCGAUGAUGAUACCAAGCUUCGAGCUUUUUGGGAUAAGAGACUCUCUCAAGAAGUUUUGGGUGAUGCUUUGGGUGAGGAAUUCAAAGGCUAUGUUUUUAAGAUCACUGGAGGCUGUGACAAACAAGGUUUUCCAAUGAAGCAGGGUGUGUUAACUCCUGGGCGUGUUCGCCUUUUGCUUCACCGAGGAACUCCUUGCUUCCGAGGAUAUGGAAGGCGCAAUGGAGAGCGAAGGAGGAAGUCUGUUCGUGGUUGCAUUGUCAGCCCAGAUCUCUCUGUUCUCAACUUGGUUAUUGUGAAGAAGGGUGAAAAUGAUUUGCCUGGUUUGACUGAUGUUGAAAAGCCAAGAAUGAGGGGUCCCAAAAGAGCUUCCAAAAUCCGUAAGCUUUUCAAUCUGUCCAAGGAGGAUGAUGUCAGGAAGUACGUCAACACAUACCGUCGUACUUUCACUACCAAAGCUGGGAAAAAGGUGAGCAAAGCACCAAAGAUUCAGCGCCUGGUCACACCCCUGACACUUCAAAGAAAGAGGGCAAGAAUUGCUGAUAAGAAGAAAAGAAUUGCCAAAGCUAAAUCAGAGGCAGCAGAAUACCAGAAACUUCUUGCAUCCAGGUUGAAGGAGCAAAGGGAACGACGCAGUGAGAGUUUGGCUAAGAAGAGAUCAAGGCUCUCCACCGCAAAGCAAGGUGCCACAGCAUAGGCUGUUUUGGACAGAUGAAGUUAACACUUCACCUGAGUUUUUGUUAGUAUUAUUUUGUUUACAUGCUUUUGUCAUCGUAUUUUGUUUAUUUUGGUAAAUUGUUAUGGUAUUUUGUUCAACAAUGUUGUUUUAAUACUUUUUGUCGUCAAUGAGUGACCUCUUGAUAUAAUAGAAUUUAACUUUACCUUGA